Molecule: messenger RNA, 3600 nt
Organism: Mugil cephalus (flathead mullet)
Lineage: Eukaryota; Metazoa; Chordata; Actinopteri; Mugiliformes; Mugilidae
Gene: nadsyn1
Product: NAD synthetase 1
Exons: 21
Coding region: 160-2262 (700 amino acids)
Biological process (GO): NAD+ biosynthetic process
Cellular component (GO): cytoplasm
Molecular function (GO): NAD+ synthase (glutamine-hydrolyzing) activity; glutaminase activity; ATP binding
Source: RefSeq, a predicted model, not a curated record
ACGGGAAGAAGGAGAAGACGCUCUGCUAACUUUUAAUGACAGCCGUGCAGUGUCAUAUGUAGCUGGAGUGUCCAAUUUUCCAGAGUCAGCUCCAGUAGUUUGAAUUGUGCCUGCGUUUUUUGCUUAGUCGACUUGUUCACUGCUGCAAGAAACGAGGAGAUGGGCCGAAAAGUGACUGUUGCAACCUGCUCGUUGAAUCAGUGGGCCCUGGACUUUGAAGGCAACUCGGAGAGGAUACUGAGGAGUAUUGAGAUAGCUAAGGCUCGUGGAGCCAAAUACAGACUGGGUCCAGAGCUGGAGAUAUGUGGGUACGGCUGCGCAGACCACUUCUAUGAGUCGGACACGCUGCUCCACAGCUUUCAGGUGCUUGGGAAUCUUCUGGAAUCUCCCGUCACCCAGGACAUUAUCUGUGACGUUGGAAUGCCCAUCAUGCAUCACAAUGUGCGCUACAACUGCCGGGUCCUGUUCCUCAACAGAAAGAUACUUCUGAUCAGGCCUAAGAUGAUGAUGGCCAACCAUGGGAACUACAGAGAGAUGCGCUGGUUCUCACCUUGGAACCAGCUGAGGCAGGUGGAGGAAUACUUCCUGCCCAGAAUGAUCCAGGAGAUAACAGGCCAGGACACAGUCCCGAUUGGUGACUGUGUCCUGUCUACAAAGGACACCUGCAUUGGCACAGAGAUCUGUGCGGAGCUCUGGAGCCCCAACAGUCCCCAUAUCCGUAUGGGUCUAGAUGGAGUUGAAAUCUUUACUAAUUCGUCCGCUAGCCAUCACGAGCUCCGCAAAGCUGACCAAAGAGUGAACCUGGUCAAGUCUGCCACCACCAAGAGUGGAGGUAUCUACUUGUAUGCUAACCAGAGGGGCUGUGAUGGAGACCGUGUCUACUAUGAUGGUUGUGCCAUGGUGGCUAUCAACGGAGACAUUGUGGCACAGGGAGCACAAUUCUCCCUUAAUGAUGUGGAGGUGAUCACAGCCACUCUGGAUCUUGAGGAUGUGCGUAGCUACAGAGGAGAGCUAUGUCAGCCACACAUGGAAAGUGAACCCAAACCUUGCCACAGGAUCAAGGUUAAUUUUUCCUUAUCCAGUGGUGAUGAUAUUGACCUCCCUACCCAUCAGCCAAUAAAAUGGCACUGUCACACACCAGAAGAAGAGAUCAGUCUAGGGCCGGCCUGCUGGCUCUGGGACUACCUGAGGAGAAGUGGACAGGGUGGGUUCCUGUUGCCGCUGAGUGGCGGCGUUGACAGCUCCUCCACGGCCUGUAUUGUCCACUGUAUGUGUGUGCUGCUCUGCCAGAGUAUAGAGGAUGGCAACACACGGGUGCUAGAGGACGUCCGCAGGGUGGUUGGAGAUGAAUCUUACCGUCCACUUCAACCAAGUGAGCUGUGUGGUCGCAUCUUCACCACCUGCUAUAUGGCCAGUGAAAACUCCUCAGAGGACACAUGCAACAGGGCCAGAGACCUAGCCAAACAGAUUGGCAGCACACACAUGAAUAUUAACAUAGACAUGGCAGUGAAAGGUAUUCUGGGUAUAUUCUCAGUGGUUACUGGUCGAUGGCCUCAGUUUCGUGCCAGUGGAGGAUGCCACAGAGAAAACCUGGCUUUGCAGAAUGUGCAGGCCCGAGUUAGGAUGGUCCUGGCCUACUUGUUUGCACAACUGAGUCUCUGGGCCCGGGGUAAGCCUGGUGGGUUGUUGGUGCUGGGCUCUGCCAACGUGGAUGAGAGUCUGACAGGGUAUUUCACCAAAUACGACUGCUCAAGUGCUGAUAUUAACCCAAUAGGAGGCAUCAGCAAGACAGACCUGAAGAGCUUCCUGCUCUACUGCACUGAACAUUUCCAGCUUACUGCUCUGAGAGGAAUCCUGGCCGCUCCACCCACAGCUGAGCUCGAGCCGCUGACAGACGGACAGGUUUCACAGACGGAUGAGGCAGACAUGGGGAUGACCUACUCCGAGUUAUCGGUGAUCGGACGGCUGAGGAAGAUCUCCAGGUGUGGCCCCUUCAGUAUGUUCUGUAAACUCAUUCACAUGUGGAAAGGUGCUCUCUCACCCAUGGAGGCUGCCCAGAAGGUGAAACACUUCUUCAGGAUGUACUCUGUGAACCGCCACAAGAUGACGACAGUGACGCCGUCCUACCACGCUGAGAGUUACAGUCCUGAUGACAACCGCUUUGACCUCAGGCCUUUCCUCUAUAACACGCGCUGGACCUGGCAGUUUAGGUGCAUCGACAACCAGGUUUCCCAGAUGGCAGCCGACAGCCCUAAGCAAUAGGAAAGAUCUUCAGCGUGCAGUGAAAAGCCAUCAUAACUACAACAGAAGAUUAUUCGGUGAUUUUGCCUGAGCUAAAAGCUUUGUACUGUGCAGGGCUUGAUUUUCAUUUGUUCUACCUCAGUGAAGUUAGAAAGAAUACUUAAAGUUCCUGUAAAUGGGGACCACCAUUUCCAAACAUGGCUACAGUAAGAAGCACACAAUCAUUGUGAGUCAGUCCUCAUGUGAAAUGCAGUAUUGCAGUGGUGUUGUGAACAAACAGAAGCACUUAUUUCAAUAAUCUCUUUUAACUCUAACUUUGACACCGAUGUCAGUUUGACCAAAGACACAGCUGGAGUUGAUGAUUCUGCAUAGUGAACAAUUUACAUGUUAGAUAUGACAGUAAAAACAACAAGUCAUAUGUUUAAUAUGAAUUUAUGAUGUGAUCUUGGCCAAUUAAAUAUAUCUCAUCACUAUUCCAAAAGAUCACACAGGAUAAAUGACAGUGAUUAAUCAAAAGUGAAAGUUAAACAAAUGAAUAGAACUGAUCUCUAGAAGUUAAACUGAAAAGGUGACUGUGAAGAGAGAUUAUGUUUACUUUGACUACAGUUAUGGUCCACGUUAAACCAGGCUGCCUAAGACUCUAAAAUGAAACAUUGGGACUAAGAUUAAUAUUCUGACAUAACCAAUUUACAGUUGAGCAGGAGUGCAGUGGUUUGAGGCUAUUUUGUGAUGUUCCUCGGAACUCUGGGACUUCUCAUUGCAACUUCUGACUAAAUGCUCAGUGACUAAAGUCACCACUACCUACCAGGCUGUUGGGUGGUAAAUGUGGAGACUCAGAGAGAUGAGGCAUUUGGCUAGAUUAGGAAAAACUAAGAAACUUAUCAAUUCUUCCAAAUAAAAUUAAAGUAGAAUAAGAAUUAUUGAUCACUGAACUCUUGAUGUUGCGUUAACUUGACUUAUUGCAAAAGUAGAGGCUACAUUUCAAACCAAAUCCAUAUGACACAAAGGCACUUCUAUAAAAAAAUAAAAAUAAAAAAUAUGUAUGCAUUACUCAAACUAGAUAUCCUGUAUGCUAGGAAUGACAUGAGAACACUGUAAAACAUCUGUUGGCUGAUAUUAAUUUGCUAGUUUUAAGUGUCUAGAAUCUAUUUGCUCCUUGUUACUUAUCUCUGUGUACUAGUGUUAAUGGAGCUCAGUAAGUCAUUGGGCUUCCUAUGCUGCACCAGUGUUUAGUGAAUCUAAUUAUAAAUCUGCUUAACAUGUUCUCUUUGGAGUGAUUUACCUCUGAAAGCUCUUGUUACCUCUGGGUUCAGAUAAUGAGAAACUGUCUCCUCCAAACUAAAUCAACUUACACAGACA